UUCAGUUAGUGGGGCCUCGGCAGUCGCGCGCGGACCGCGGUCGGGGACACAUAGCGCGUGACGUGGGAGGGAACGCUGCGGCGAUGGCGCGAUGAGGACAAGCUGGCGCGCGGCGUUUUGCUGGCUCCUGCUUCUGUCAGCCGCUGCGUCCACCGCGCCGCGACGCUACUGCGAGCGGGCCGACGUCGCCUGGCGGGCCUACCGCGCGCCGGCUGCCUUCGAGGCGCGCGUCCAGUCCAUCGCCAGAGACGCUGCCACCGUCAAAGUCAGGCGCGUCCUCCGCCGCCAGGGACACUGGCCUCACGAGGACGCAGUGAUCAGACUCAAGUUGCCGACCCAGGAUCCGUUAGAGUGCUCCGGACGUUUCGAAGUGCCCUUGGUUAAUAGAAGGAACUAUAUCGUGUUCGCGGAAAGGAGAGGACAUUCGGCCGUGGCGCUCGGGCCGCCGCUGCAGAGGACCGGCAAGCUGCUGAGGAGGAUACGUGCCGUCUACAAGGAGGGUUACAGUAGCCCUGCAAAAGUGGAGCCGAUGCAGUCGGUGCGUACGACGAAGGGCACGCGGGUGAAGCUGGAGUGCAACGCGAGUGCACGGCCGCCCCCCCGCAUCACGUGGUACAAGGACGGCAAGCCCGUCACGGAGAUCGCGCUCAGGAGGUUCCGGGUGCAAAAUUUUAGGAGGCGCUCGGUAUUAGUGAUAAGGCACGCGAGACGCGAAGACUCAGCGACGUACGAGUGCAGAGCGCAAGGGGCCAUAGGUCCUCCGGCGAUUGCUGCUGCCAACGUCAGUGUGAUGUCACCCCUACUGGUGACUACUGCGCCCGACACCAUUACAACGUCAGGCGCCCCUUGCCCGAUGCCCGACCCGUCUUCCUACUGCCUCAAUGGAGGCACGUGCUUAUUCUUCGAAGUAGUCCAGGAGCAGGCUUGCAAAUGUCCAGAAGGCUUCAACGGCCAACGGUGCGAGAACAAGGACGUGUCGAAUCGGAGCAGCAAAGGCGAACCACUGUGGUGAUCAAAAAAACGACUCGACUGAACAAAAACGGAAUCCCGAUUACAAUUAAGAAAAAUGAAGCAUUCCUACGUAAUAUAAAAUUUAGGCCCAUAAUCGAUUUGCCAUUUGUAUCUACUAGCUAAUAGGCCCUAAAAAGUUGUAGAGUAACCUAAUUCAGCGCAUUGUAUAGUUACUUGAACAAAAGGAAAUAAUCAUCGACGUAAUGCAAUAAAAUAUUACGCUUGGUCGGUCAAGCAGAAUUACCUACCUGAGAAGUAGCAGGUCCUAAAGGUACUUACUCCCUGCGAGUACCUUCUCCCCACCAAUGAAUUUACUAAUAACGAAAAAAAACUGAUAAUAACGAUAACUAUACAUGGUACAGCUAGUACUACGCUUUAAAGUUCACUCUUCAAUGGAUACUUAUUUGCCAGGUGGGAGCAAUACGGAAAAGUGCGCGUAUGAUACUUGUCAUACAAGAUCUUGCAACCACGGAAUUAGUAGGUACUCCCGGAGUACCUACUAGUUCCGUGCUUGCAGCUUCAGAGCAAACCCCCUGACGUAAUGUUUAUCUCGCGUACUAAGAGACGAGCACAUGCAGUGUAACUAAGUACUCCUGGUCUAGACGCAGAACGGCACUUUCGAAAAAUGUCAUCGUGAAAAAGUUUGCCACUUUCGCAUGUGACAUUGUGCGAUGACAUUUUCGCAAAAUGCGAACGUAAUCAAAUAUUUCACGAUGACAUUUUCCGAAGGUAACGUUCUGCGUACUUUACCAUACCUUGUAAAGCUUUUGUAUGAUAAUUUCGUGUGUAAAACAUUUUAGAAGAUUGUGGUGCUUAUAUUGUGACUUAUAUUAUGCUAUGGUACUUAAAACGUAGGUGAAAUCAUGAAUCUCAAUAAUCAUUUUUCAAAGGUUCACAUUAGUAAAUCGACCAUAAACGAAAUCUAAAGUUCUUCUGGAUUGUCACUAAAGUCCGCGCCACGAAAGAAGUCCCGUCGAUGCGGUGUUCUUUACAGUUACAGUCGCUGACACCAAUAUGGCCGAUUGUUAUUGAUAGUUCCACAGCUGGACUGGACAUCUUUCGCAGCGCGGACUCCAGUCGCACAACACUUGCUUUUAUGUCUCUUUGAAGAUAAAAAUCAAGUGUUCACUAAUGCAGCUUUGUUAAUGCAUUCCAACUUUAUUUAUGGCCCUUAAAAAUCACUUUUGAUGGUAUCACGUUCUAUCUCUUGUGAAAUAGACAGAGCCAAGUCUCAAGACUAGCCUAGAUUGUUGUUUUGCUAACAUGCAACUUUUCCAAAAGAUGCUAAUUUGAAUUAACUGUGCAACAAAAAUUUUAUGACGUUUCACAAUUGUUUACCUCCAAAAUUGGGAUAAUUUUUGAAAAUAUGAUGCACAAAAAUAACCUCGAUUGAAUGUGUGUCGGUUGGUUUAGUAAGAUCUCGUAUUAGUUUCCGCGUUAAAAUGUUAA
Molecule: messenger RNA, 2460 nt
Organism: Plodia interpunctella (Indianmeal moth)
Lineage: Eukaryota; Metazoa; Arthropoda; Insecta; Lepidoptera; Pyralidae
Gene: vn
Product: vein
Exons: 6
Coding region: 92-1012 (306 amino acids)
Biological process (GO): nervous system development; intracellular signal transduction; animal organ development
Molecular function (GO): signaling receptor binding
Source: RefSeq, a predicted model, not a curated record